AAAAAUUUGAGAAAUAAAUUAAUAGCCGACAUUUCACCUGUAAGAGAAACAGAGGAAGCCGACAAAGACAGAGACGAUAGAGUUUCCGGGGGCUGAAUUCAGUUCCACCCACCCAGAAAAUGGAAGAGGAGUCAUUCAAUAGAAACCAUCACCAGGACCUGAAAACCCCACGCACUAACUCUUGGUCUUGUACAAACAAUUCCAAGAACAUCCGAAGUGACUGCAGGAAAUAUGCUUGUGUUGAAGAGGAUGGUGAUGAAGCUUUGGUCGACUCAGUUCUGUGCAUUCCCGGAUCAAGGAUAAUCAAAUCUGGGUUUACCAUCGCCAACUGUACAGACAAUUUGGUUAUUUUUAUAAAUGCUGGAGGUGGCUCUCUAUGCAAAGAAGGAGGAUACAGGAACUGUGUUCAGCCUGACAGCUCCUUCGAAGGGGGGGAUGUUUUAAGAACAGAUGAAAAUAUAAUUGAUGGUGGUGAUAUAACCUGCAUUUAUCAGUCAGCACGAUUUGGAAGCUGUAGUUACCGGGUUCCCUUUUUGUCUCCUGGAGACUAUUUGGUCGAUUUUCAUUUUGCUGAAAUUGUGAAUACAAAUGGACCUAGAGGAAUGAGGGUUUUUGAUGUCUUUAUCCAGGGAGAGAAAGUCUUAUCCGAACUCGAUAUCUAUUCGGUUGUCGGUUCUAACAAGCCACUACAGGUGGUGGAUGUUAGAGUUUCUGUGGGGGAAAAUGAGGAUAUGCUGAUAAGAUUCGCAGGAGUUUGUGGAAGUCCUAUAGUUAGUGGGAUCUGCAUAAAACGUGCAUCAGAAUUACCUGCAUGUCAGGUGAAGCAGGAGUUUCUGAUAUGUAGCAACUGCACUGCUGAAAUUAACAUCUCAUCAAGUCAGAAUAAAUAUAUGUUGACAAAAUCUGCUGCCAAAUAUGAAAGGAAGAUAACUGAGCUCAAGAGGCAGUGCCAGCAAAAAGCUGAUGAAUGUUAUGAGGCCUGGAUGUCCUUAACAAAUGUGAAUCAGCAGCUAGAGAAGGUCAAGACAGAACUUGACAACAAUUUCUUCCAGAACAUGCGUUUAGAGCAAGUAAUGGAUAAACAAUCAGCUGAACUGAAGGAAAUAUCUACCCAAUACAUACGUGAUAAGAAACUGUGGGCUUCUUCCAUUUAUGAAUUACAAAAGAAAAUAAAGACCAUGAAGGAAGAACACCAUCAACUCUCUAUUGAAGCUCAUGAGUGUGCCAACUCAAUACCUGCAUUAAAUGAGAUGCUAUUUGCAGUUAAAGCACUGGUCACAAAAUAUGAUGAUCUGAAAGUGAAGUUUUGUGAAGAGCAAGCAAAGAGGAAGAAGCUGUAUAAUCAAGCACUAGUAGCAAAAGAAAACAAAGAAAGUAUAACAAGAAGCAAAUUAGGGACUUGCUUGCUACCACACAAACAUCAAAAAGGGGUAAAUCUAAAAUCUUAUGCACUUGGAUGGUUGGAAAUAAGGCAACCUUCUGAACGAGUUCAUCAUGUAGCAGGGAUGGUUGAAGCGAAAGUUGAAAACAUUAAUGAGGCUUGGGAGGUUUUGCAAGCUGGAAGCAGUACCAGGGCUGUAGGAUCAAAUAACAUCAAUGAACAUAGUAGCCGAUCCCACUGCAUGCUUUGCAUAUUGGUUAGAGCAAAAAAUUUGAUAAGUGGUGAGUGCACAAAGAGCAAGCUAUGGCUGGUGGAUUUGGCAGGCAGUGAGAGGCUCACGAAAACCGAGGUGCAAGGAGAACGGCUGAAGGAAGCUCAAAAUAUUAAUAGGUCCCUUUCAGCUCUGGGAGAUGUAAUAUCUGCCCUUGCAACCAAAAGCAAUCAUAUCCCUUACAGGAAUUCCAAGCUUACUCACAUGCUCCAAGAUUGCGUAGGGGGAGAUUCCAAAACUCUGAUGUUUGUACAAAUCAGCCCCUCAGAGCAGGAUCUUGGUGAAACUUUAAGUUCAUUAAAUUUUGCAACUCGUGUUAGGGGAAUUGAGCUAGGUCCUGCAAAAAGACAGAUUGAUAAGGGUGAGCUUCAAAAGCUGAAGAUCGUGGUCGAUAAAGCAAAACAAGAAUUGAGAUCCAAGGAUGAGGCAUUGCAGAAGUUAGAAGAAAGCUUCCACAAUUUAGAGGUUAAGGCAAAAGGCAGAGAUCAACUAUCCAAAGAUCAACAGGAAAAGGUCAAUGAACUUGAAAGUCUGCUUGCUUCAAAGACAGAGUUAUGCAGACAACUCCAGAAGCAGUUGUCACAAUUUUCUGACAGAAUGCAGGGGAAGGAAGAAAUUUGCUUGAAUUUUCAGAAAAAGGUCGAGGAGCUUGAGAGCAGACUGAAAGAGCGUGAACGAGUAGAGUCAAUAAUUCUUCAAAACAAGGUCAAAGAACUUGAGAGCAGACUUAAAGACAAAACACAAGAAUUUGACCUUCGGUCAAGAAUCCUUAAACAAAAGGUUAGAGAACUUGAAAGCAAGCUGACCAUGGAAAAUGAGAACUCACAAUGUCAACUACUUCAAGAAAAGAUUAAAGUGCUUGAACGAAAGUUGAAGGAGCAGCAACACCAAGAGCAUAUGCUAACUCAGUGUCAAUAUUCAGCAGGAAAAUUAGGAGCCACACCUAACGAAUCUAAAAUAUUAAGAGCAGAAAGCAUGGGUGACAUCGGUCCCAUUGGCAUGAGAAUUUUGCAGUCUGGUAACCGAACAAGUAAUCAUGGGUCUGGUUUGCUAAAAGGUACAGACUCCCUCCGCGAGAUACGGAGAAAACAGAUUCAGAGCAAAGGAAGCGAGAACAAUAUCUUGUUGUCAGCAUCUCUUCUCGAGAGGAAGAAAUCAUCUUCUGAUGAGUUGGAGAAGUCCAAGAACGCUACCUCAUCUAAAGCUUUGGCAAGGUUUACAAGAAGUAUAAAACCAGUCAGCACUGUGCAACCUGUGAUUUCUAAUGGCAAAGUUAACAGAAGUUUUGAUCCAAGGUUGAAGGAGAAAGGUAACAAACUAAAUAUGCGGUUGAGAUAGUAUAAAAAGUGAGAACAGAUUAUUAUACAUGUAUUAUGUUAAUCUUUCAAGUGAGAUUUGGUUGAAUGAUAAAUAGAGCAAAGAAGUAACAGUGUGGUAAA
This is a messenger RNA of Carica papaya (papaya), 3091 nucleotides long. The record is from RefSeq and is a predicted model, not a curated record. Lineage: Eukaryota; Viridiplantae; Streptophyta; Magnoliopsida; Brassicales; Caricaceae.